Molecule: messenger RNA, 885 nt
Organism: Nematocida homosporus
Lineage: Eukaryota; Fungi; Microsporidia
Exons: 1
Coding region: 1-885 (294 amino acids)
Source: RefSeq, a predicted model, not a curated record
AUGCAGGCCAAUCAUAGCGUCAACAAUAGAUCUCAUCAAGAAAUAGAUGGUCUUGCACAGAUAGAGAGAGAUAGAUCGGCAGAACAAACGAGAAAAAGUCGGAGAAUAUACAAGUUAUAUCAAAAAGUAUGUGAGGAGGCAAUGAAACAUGAUAAAACCAUCGAGUUUGACCUAUACAAGAUUGCUGGGAUAUCUAUCUUAAGUGCAAUUUGGGUAUUGCGAUAUCUGGGGACAUUAUUGACUGAGUACCAAUCCACAUACGAGAAUGGGAUAAAUACAUCUAUGUCACCAGCGAUGUUUACCAGAGGAAUACAUUUGCUAGAAGCCUUCCAGGCUAGUGUUAAAACUACAUGUUACGUUACCGGCACUUUACUCUUUCUUACCUACAUCUGUGCACUUGACUGCUUAAGCUUCAUAAGAAACUUUACAGUAACAACCAGCAUGUGUAUCGCAAAGACGCUUUUUUUGAUUGUGCAGUAUAGUACUGCGUUCUAUGUUACGUCAUUUCUUCUUACUUUUACAAGUCAUUGGGCAUUUAUCUUUAUACUAUCCUUCUUCAACAUCACAUGGUUGAACCUCUUUAUAACGAUAUUGACCAAUAUUCACAAAAUAGUUAAGGAAAACGAUCAGGAAAAUGAGAACAACCAACCUGAAACUAGGAAAGACCGAGCUUCUAUGUCAGAAAUGAUAAGAUCGCUCCCGAAAAUGAUCCCAAUGAUUAGAUAUGGGAUUAUGCCAGGCCCACUAGCACUUGGAUUAGUGGGUUUGCUAACCAUAGCUAUAUUGACAAUAGAGUGCAAUACUGUGCUUAUUUGGGGCUACAUAGAAGCAACAAAACCUCAACUCUGCUACUUCACAUCUUUCGAAAUAGGUUGUAAUGCCUAA